This is a messenger RNA of Nylanderia fulva, 3894 nucleotides long. RefSeq names its product cubilin. The record is from RefSeq and is a predicted model, not a curated record. Lineage: Eukaryota; Metazoa; Arthropoda; Insecta; Hymenoptera; Formicidae. Gene Ontology annotation, cellular component: plasma membrane.
AGAGCUUGCGCAAGCUUCGACCCGCCGCAGCUCCGAUCGGCGGACGUUAAAGCCGCCAGCCAUACGUUUCGAGCUUUCGUUCCGACUCGGCAGUCGACUCGCAGCCUGGCUUUCUGACCGAAGCUCACGGCGGGGUCUCUCUCUCUCUCUCUCUCUCUCUUUUUUUUCGCCUCUCGUAUAUGUACGCUGUGUGGAUGCGCGUAUCUUUUUUUAAUUUUCUACCUUCUUCUUCGCGCGGUUUCUUUUCUCUCCUGCCACCAUUCGUCUACUUCUCCUCCACCUUCAUCUCUUUCAUCUUUUCGACAGUUUCGAUUUUGUGUUAUGCGACGCGCUAAUGAUUUACGCGCUGCUUCCAGCAGGGUGCUUGUGCAAGACUGAAAUCAGACCAGCGUCUGAUAGUGGAUGCUGGCACUCCACACUUCUCGGGGAAUGAUUAAAUAAUCCCCUGUUCCCCAAACGAGAGGAGGGAUCCUCGGACGGGACACGUUCGUCGUUUUUGACCUUAUGUGUGCGCAGUCAAGAAUCGCGGAGGAAACUGUGCCAGGCGUCGACGUCGUGGUCGAUACGUGGCUGAGGAUGAUGACGACGAGGAUGAUGUAAAUUCGGCCUGGAUUCGCACCCGAGAGGAUCUUUAUGGUAUCCCGGACUGGUGGAGGAGAUCCUCGCACGAUCUAAUGAGAGAGAAGAUGGCAUACUCGAAGGAACCCGCGUGGAGGAUAUCGCGUCGGUGAUUUCGAUCGGCAACCGAGGAUCCAGAUUGAUCUUGAGGAGAGAUCUGUAGGCAGCCAGGAAGCAUGAGAGUGUUGUGGUAAAAAGAUAGUCUUCGACGGGGAAAGCAAAUGGAGAUAAGAGGAGAGAUAGCGGAGGUAUUUUGACAGCCUCGGCACUUGUCCCGGGAAUGCCUCGAAUGCCUGUACUCCUCGGUAGCUGGGGCUGGGGAUUUUUCGCCAUAUUCCUCCUGCUUCUGGCCAUCCCCAGUCCCGCUGCCAUUCGCAGAGCGGAUCGAGGCCACUGCAAUAAGACGGUGGACAUUUAUGAAGAUGUGUCGAGUCCGGCGGUGACCCCAGCGAAUUGGGGUAAACCCCUCUCGUGCUGGUACCGCUUCCGUGCCUUUCGCGGGACGCCCCGAGACUGGAUUCUGCGAGUACGCUUCAAGAAGUUUAAGGUCGGAGUGCUGGAGAACGCCACCACGUGCAGCGGCGGUUAUUUACAGAUCAUAGACGGCAACACAAAGACCGAGGUCAGCAAUCGCAAGGACCCGGGCGUUUAUUGCGGCGAGUCCGAGCAGCCGCAAACCUUCAUCAGCGAGACCAGCUUUGUACGGGUGAUCUUUCACGCGGACAACUUCACCGACCAGACGUACUUUAGCUUUGAUUCACGAGCCGAGCAACAAUUUGAGGUGUAUCUCAGAUACGGCCAGCAUCCCGAGCUCUAUCCGAAUCGCCGUGGCGAGGUCGUACCCGGCAGCUACUGCGAGCGAGUGUUCAAGGACUGUCGACUGCAGACAUGCUACGUUCAGAGCCCAGCUUACCCGGGCAUCUAUCCGCGAGCGUUGCACUGCAAGUAUCGUCUCAACACUCGACUGCCCUUCAUCAAACUCUACAUCGAGAACGAGGAGUUCAACAUCGACGGUCAGCGAUGCGAGAAUAUCAUGACGUGCCCGAUGAGACCUAUCAGUUCCGGCUCGGAGCACUGCCCCUACGAUUACAUACGUGUGUACGACGGUAAGAACGAAAGUAGUGCGGUGAUCGGCACGUUCUGCGGAAUGGGCAAGUUUCCAUACAGCAUUAUCGGCACCAGCGAGGAUCUCUACGUGGAAUUCGUGUCGUCGCCGGCCGGUCCCCUGCUCAAUACCGGCUUUCACUUUAACGUGGGCAACUGGCCAGGUCACGUGGAGACCGCCGGCGUGAAGAACGGCAGUUGUGACUGGCUGCUGAACAGCGAGUCCCUCGUCAGCGGUAACGAGGGUAUUUUCCUAUCGGUCGCGCACUGGUACCCGCCUCACACCAGCUGCACCUAUUUGCUGCGCGGCCGACCGGGCGAGAUCGCUCGCCUCUACUUCCCCAGCUUCCGAGUAAAUCGCAUCGAAUCGCCGAUUCAGCCGUACGACGGCGACUGCGGUGAGAGUCUGACCCUCUACGACGCCGACUGGCCGGACGAUGCGCGUAUCAUUAAGACCUUCUGCGACACAUUCAGCAAACCGAUGGAGAAGCACGAUUUCGUGUCGACGUCGAACGCCUUGUUUGUGCGAUUCGAGAGCAAGACUGGGAGCUACUCCGGUAGCUCGCUUUAUUACUGGGCUCAUUACGACUUCUUCAACGCUACGAGAUUCGGCGAGCCCGUAGCCGGCACCGAGUGCGACGAGAUCUUCGCCUCGUGGAAGCAGCGAUCGGGUCGCUUGCGAUCGCCCCUCAACACUCUAGUGUACAAAAGACCCGGCGAUCCGCCCGCCGAUCUAGCCUGCACCUACAGCUUUGUCACCGACAAGCGGUUGUAUGCGCGAGUGAUCCUCGUGGUCGAAUCCAUCAAUUUCAAGGAACACCCGUACGCCCAGUGUGGCCACUGUUGGGACAGUAGGGUGGACCGAGUGAUUAUCAAGGAGCCCAAUCCCGAUGGUGUGAAAGCUCACUGCCUCUGCCGUUCCAGCAACAAUGGCACUCCGACACCUACGAUCUCGCCACCUGCCUCCCGGCCACCCAUUCUUCGCAUGGUCUCUCGAGGCGAUAGAUUGGACCUGAAACUUCUCGUGGAUGGCGCUCACGCGGCUUCGAGCUACUUCAAGUGGCCCGCGCCUCUCUUCGAGGCGAGGUACGAAUUUGCGCACAGCCCUCUUUGCGGACCGGCUCUUCUGCCAGCCACCACCGACGGCGAAAUCGAGUUCCCGCACUACGAGGCUCUGGGAUACGUCACGCCACCCCGGUCGAUCAAAUGCAUUUGGGAGCUGCGGGUGAAUCGCGAGCGCGAUCUCUUCCUCCACUUCGACAAAAUCAAGUUCGCGUCGCGUUCCUGCGAGGAUGGCAAGCUCGAGAUCUUCUUGCCGGGCAACGUCGAUCCGUAUCUCGGCAUCUGCGGCGAGAACGUCAGCUAUGUCAGAGAUAUGCCGAUUAUAUCCGCGGUGCAGAUCGCACCAUCGUCAAUGGAUCAUCUGGCCCCGGGUGCGCCGACUGAUGGCGCCGACGCCGAGGAAUCUCCCGCCGUGAUCGUACAGUUCACCGGCACCAUGGCACCGGCCAGGGCGGCUUUCAAGAUCGCCUGGACCGAGCUCUAUCAUCUGCCAAGGGACGGUUCCGGAGCCCUCAACACCGGAAAGCUCGAGGAGUUUUGCGGUUUUCAGUGUCCUGGCGACUCGGGAUGUAUUCCAACGAGAUUGCUGUGUAACGGAGUGGUCAAUUGUCCACGUCGUGGACUGCCCCUACCCGGGAUCCUGAACGGCACUCUCUACGAGCCGGACGACGAAUCAGUGGAGACGUGUGGUGGACCCAUCACUGGUACUGGUGGCGGUUUUGUUGGACCCGCCGGCUGGGCCGGCGCUGGUUUGGGUGCCGGUCUGGCAAUUCUUUUGGGUCUGGCGUGUUUUAUAGCUAUGUGCAGGCUCUGCAGAAGACGAUCGCGUUCCAGAGAUAUACACGUACCCUAUUAAACGUCUCCUCUGAAUGUGAUCGAACCUCUGCGAGUAUUCGUGCACGGUCUACGGAAGAACAUAGAAGUCCAAUUCAAAGUCGUCUCUCGCAAGAAUCAAUCAUCACUUGUCUAUACAUGUACGUACAUGUUUGUGUGCGUGUUGAUGUAUAAAUGAGAGAGAAAGAGAGGUCUUUUUUCGAGAAACGACUAUAAAUAAGAGGUAUCUGGGUCGUUAAUUGUUUAGACAUUGCUCAGAUGUCUUUGGGAGCAGAU